AUGCCUUCUCGCGCACUCGACCUCGCCGCACUUGGCCUCGCAGCCGAGGAAAACGACGAGACGGCCAUCCGGAGAGCCUUCCUGCGCAAGUCGAGGACCGCCCACCCGGACAAGGGCGGAACGAACGAGGAAUUCGUCGCUUUACGGGAUGCGUACGAGCGACUGCAGAAGAACGUCUACGCGGCUUCGGCGCUGCCGGCCCGCGCCAGCCAGAACAACCACGGCUGGCACGGCGCCAGCGCAGGCGCGUAUUACGGCGAUUACGAAGAUUACGACGAAUACUCGGAAGAAGGGGAGUCCCACUACGAAUGGUUCGAUGAGAACUGGUACAACGAGAAUUUCGAGGACAACGAGGAUGCAUUUUACAGCAAGUUUCACAAGAGAGAGAUGACCGAGGAGGAGAGACGGACGAGGAGGCAGGACUUCCUGAAGCGGAACAAGGACCCCUUAUGCCAGGACAGGAAGGCUAAGCCGGGUGAGCCGAAGUGCGACAGCUGUCGGUAUUACCGCGGCAUCAGGAGGGACCACGCGGACUUCCGGGGAGUCGACUUCAGUGCGUACUCGAGACAUCCCGAAGGCAGGAUCACCUGCUGGAUCUGCAAGCUCAAAUUCAGAACCGUGAUGACGAAGAUCAAGGCUGAGCAAAAGUCCUGGCAAGAUGCCGAGGGCAACAGGCUCGGCAAAGUCCUGGAAGGCAAGGCCGGACUUUUCAGAAUCCUCAGGGAAGACAACCGGACCUUCUGCCAACAGCCGAAGACUGAGUACGAAAAGGACACCCGUCUAAGCGAAUACUACUGGGUCGAGGACCUGCAGAAGAUCGCGCAGAAGCAGCCGGCGAUUCCGAGGUCGCCGAAGAAGAGGCGUGUGAGUGAGAAUGCCGUGCCAGGGACGCCAGCCAGGGAGCCUCGACGACAGCGAGUGAACGACGGAGGUUCUCCAAACUGAUGA
Micromonas commoda is the source of this 948-nucleotide messenger RNA. RefSeq lists its product with no specific name. The coding region runs from base 1 to 945 and encodes 314 amino acids. The record is from RefSeq and is a predicted model, not a curated record. The transcript has a single exon. NCBI's taxonomy places the organism in Eukaryota, Viridiplantae, Chlorophyta, Mamiellophyceae, Mamiellales, Mamiellaceae.